AUGCUGCACAAUGCGUCAUUCUCCAGGAACUGCUGCGCCCCAGACAGGGGAGAGGCGGCGCCCAGGGCGGCCGGGCUGGUGGCGGCGCUGUCCGGGGUGCUGAUCUUCACCACCGUGGUGGAUGUACUGGGGAGCCUGCUGGUCAUCGUGUCCGUGCUGAAGAACAGGAAGCUGAGGAACUCAGGUAAUGCGUUUGUAGUAAGCCUGGCCUUUGCAGACCUGGUGGUGGCCUUGUAUCCCUACCCGUUAGUCCUGGUGGCUAUAUUUAAAAACGGUUGGGUUCUUGGAGAGAUUCAUUGCAAAGUGAGUGGAUUUGUCAUGGGCCUCAGCGUCAUUGGAUCCAUCUUCAACAUCACAGGGAUUGCCAUCAACCGGUAUUGCUACAUCUGCCACAGCUUUGUCUAUGACAAGCUCUUCAGACCUUGGAAUACAAUGCUUUAUGUAUGUCUUAUCUGGGUCCUCACCAUUCUGGCCACAGUUCCGAACUUUUUUCUUGGGUCUCUGGAAUAUGACCCUCGGAUCUAUUCCUGUACUUUUACUCAGACUGUAAGCUCCUCAUACACCAUCACGGUUGUGGUCAUCCAUUUCAUUGUUCCAAUCACUGUGGUGACGUUUUGCUAUCUCCGAAUAUGGAUUUUGGUCAUUCAAGUAAGAAGGAAGGUCAAAUCCGAGAUGAAGCCUAGGAUGAAGCAAAGUGACUUCAGGAACUUUCUUACUAUGUUUGUAGUCUUUGUCAUUUUUGCUUUUUGUUGGGCUCCUCUGAACUUCAUCGGUUUAGCCGUGGCCAUCAACCCUACGAAAGUAGCACCCAAAAUUCCUGAGUGGUUGUUUGUCUUAAGUUACUUCAUGGCUUACUUUAAUAGUUGCCUUAAUGCUGUGAUUUAUGGACUUCUAAACCAAAACUUUCGGAAAGAAUACAAAAGGAUUUUAAUGUCACUGUGGAUGCCAAGGUUAUUCUUUCAGGAACUCUCUAGAGCAGCGACAGAGUGCCCUAAAAGCAAACCUUCUCCUGCCCUGAAUAACAAUAAUCAGAUGAGAACUGAUACUGUCUGA
Bufo gargarizans (Asiatic toad) is the source of this 1053-nucleotide messenger RNA. RefSeq names its product melatonin receptor type 1B. Gene Ontology annotation, molecular function: melatonin receptor activity. Gene Ontology annotation, biological process: G protein-coupled receptor signaling pathway. Lineage: Eukaryota; Metazoa; Chordata; Amphibia; Anura; Bufonidae. The transcript is spliced from 2 exons. Gene Ontology annotation, cellular component: membrane. Bases 1 to 1053 code for a protein of 350 amino acids. The record is from RefSeq and is a predicted model, not a curated record.